This is a messenger RNA of Alnus glutinosa, 1282 nucleotides long. RefSeq lists its product as uncharacterized. The transcript has a single exon. The record is from RefSeq and is a predicted model, not a curated record. Lineage: Eukaryota; Viridiplantae; Streptophyta; Magnoliopsida; Fagales; Betulaceae. Bases 182 to 1033 code for a protein of 283 amino acids.
AUCUGAUCCAACAUCCUCUUUCCCAGAAAACCCCCUUCUCCCAUCCUCUACCUCUACCUCUCCUCUCAAUUCUUCGCGUUCUCAGUAAUGGAAGUGAGUCGUCUCAUCCCACACCAAAACCCGUUUCUGCAGCUAAUAAGCCAUCACAACCCAGCCCCCACCAAUUAGAGCCGUCCUUGACAUGUCACCACCAUUACCACCACUUCAACCAAUCACAAACCGCCACAUCACCACCCUCCCCGAUCUCUUCCUCACAGCCAUCUCCAUCUGCUGCUUCCUCUUCCCCUCAAAGUCUUUCCCUUUCCAUUUCCCUUUCCCUUCCCGCUCUCGCCGAUCCCUCAAAAUCUCCACCAUGUCCCUGCCACCCCAAACCCUCAAAACCCACCAUAGCAAUAGCUUCACCACCCCCCAGUCCCUCUCCGAAUGGCUGAAGCCCCGCUUGCCCUCCGACUCAUUCGCCGCCUGGGGCGUCAAACCGGGCACCAAGAACGUCCACAACCUCUGGCUCGAGCUGGCCGAGGGCGAGACCUCGCUCGCCGAUUCCAUCCCUCCGAUUCGCACGGUUCAAGUCGUUACUGUCCGAAUUAUCGACAAACACAAUCGGGUCCUCAUCGAGGCCCGACAGGAACUAUCAGAUGGUAGUUGGCGAGACCGGAACCGGCCCUUAUCGGAGAAGAUGAAGCCGAACGAGACGACCGAAGCGGCUGUAUAUCGGGCGGUGAGGGAAGAGCUCGGUCAGAUAAUCAAAGGGUCGGUGGGCGAUUCCGAGAAUGAGAGCGUUGUCAGGAUCGUUCCGGGGUCGUACCGGAAGAAAUUGGAGGAGAGGAACUCGGCGUCGUAUCCCGGUUUGCCCGCGUGUUACGUGUUGCAUUCGGUGGACGCGGUGGUUGAGGGCUUGCCGGAGGGGGAGUUUUGCACGGAGGAGGAGGAGAAUCGGGAAUGCGAGGAGAAUCGGAGGGCAGUGGCCUGCGAGGCAGUGUCGGUGAAGAAGCAUUAUUGGGAAUGGGUUAGUGCCGAUUCGACAAAAUCUUGAUGUUGGUUUGUUGAGUUGAGUCGAUUUGUUGAAGUUCAUGGCAUGAAAAUUUUUGGGUCUUGUGUUGUUUUUCAUCUUUUGUUUAUGUUUGACAUUAUAAGAUUAUGUUUCUUGUGGUUGAUCAUGAUGAUGAUAAUGUAUAUAGGAAAGAUUAGUAAUACAUUUUAUAGGACGGGGAAGUGCUCGCCUUUGGAUUAUGUGAUUGUGGUAGUUGCUUAAGUUAUACAACUUAAUUGCUUCAAUUUUUAA